Molecule: messenger RNA, 2868 nt
Organism: Eriocheir sinensis (Chinese mitten crab)
Lineage: Eukaryota; Metazoa; Arthropoda; Malacostraca; Decapoda; Varunidae
Exons: 11
Cellular component (GO): cytoplasm
Molecular function (GO): protein binding
Source: RefSeq, a predicted model, not a curated record
CUCACCCCCCCAGACCAGACCCAGCAGCAGCACCAGCAGGUCAGCCUGAGGUGUUUCCGCAGCCUGCACUCCCUGGAGGUGAGCGGCGUCCCCAUCACCCGGCUCAGAGCACUCCAGGCCCUGCGGUCACAGCUGCGGCGCCUGGUGGUCACCCGCAGCCUCUCUGCCCUCACCCAGAUCUUUGUGGAGUGUGGGGCUGACCAGGCAGGAGAGUUUGUGUGGGAGCACCUGCUUGAGGCCAUCCUGUCCCACAACGCUCUGCAAGAAGGAUGCCUUGACGACUCUCUCAAGCUGCUGCCCAACUUGAAGGUUCUCGACAUCAGCCACUGCAGACUAACGGACGUGAGCCACCUGCGACACCUCCCCUCGUUAGCGUACCUGGACGUGAGCCACAACCACCUGGCGGCCCUCCCCCACCUCCCCCCCACCUCCUCCCCCGCCCUCCUGGUGCUGCUGGCCUCCCAUAAUGAACUGAAGGACCUCAAGGGUCUGCAGGUCAUGACAGGGCUGGAGGAGGUCAAUCUCUCCCACAACUUCCUGGCGACCCGACCUGACCUGGUUGCCCUGGCUGCCCUGCCCCGUCUCAGGUCGCUCGCCCUGGCUGGCAACCCUGUGACCUGUGACCUGGCCUACCGCAGAUCAGCCGUCACCCUGCUGCAUCCUGCCAUUCAUGUUGGAGAGUUCAUCCAAGACAGCCUGCCUCUCUCCCUACAAGAACAGAUGUUGAUAGGCAGCCUCUCCUCCCCGCCUGACCUCCCCACCACCCCAUCUCCCCUCCCCAUCACUCCCCUUCAGUCCGCCCCCUCCUUGCCCCCCCAUCAACACCAUGGGAACGGCGAACAGCAGCAGCAGCAGGCUUCCUCGUCCCUCACCCACCAGGAGGUGCAGUGCAGGAGUGGGUGUGGGACGACUCGCAGAAGAUCAAAGAAGAGGAGAACGAGACACAUUACCUUAGGGGGGGAGGGGGAGGAAGGGGAGGAGGGGGAGGGGUUGGUGGGGGAAGGGGAGGGUGGGGGAGGAGCCUGUACCCCCACCCCCACUCCCCACCCACAUUGUAUGCGAGGGAGGAGGCACAAGGACAGGUAUGGGUCGCUAACAAGGCCGCACAACCCCAUCACUUACAACUACGAGGACUUCACGGAGGUUGACCACAGGCUGAAGCUGCAUCUCGAGGUGGUGCUGUUGGUUGAGCCUGACGAACACCUCCUCGGGCUGGUGAAGGGGGUAGCUCUCUCCCUCGCCCCCUCCUCCCCCACCUCCCCCACUACCUCUCUCCCUCCCCCAUCAAUUCUCUUGGUGUGCCUUGCAGACUCCCACCGAGCUAACUGCUUCUUCAACUUCCUAAUGGAGGCUUUGGGGGGGCAGGGGCUGACGCCAACCCUAGUGGAGGCCGCCCCCAGCCAAGAAGAAGGGGUGCUGGCGUUGCUGGAGGAGACGAGGGAGGAGGAGGAGGAGGAGGAGGAAGAGGAAGAGGAGGAGAAGGCAACUGCUCCUACUCUGUUUGCUGUUGUGUCACUUCUUCAAGGUGGAGGUUGCAGUGAGAGCCAGUACCUGCUGAUUAACGAGAAGGAUCUGAUUCUCUACCUGGCGGACCUUACCUGGUACAUGCCCUCCACUCCUGCUACUGCUGCUGCCUCUACGAAAUUGACUACCACAGCCGCUCAGAAGAUUCACAAUGUUACGGCUAUUGAGGUGCACACCCCCCACCACCUCUCCAUACACUACCUGGAUGAGUUGAGUCAGCUGGAGACAAACUGGCACCUGCACGUGGCCACGCCCCUCGUGUGUUACCAGAUCAUCGAGGCUGUGCGCGCUCCCUGGUCUGACAUCUUCGCCGUUGACCUGCAAGUGACUCGACAUACUCAGGAGGUCACUAGUGGUUGAUGUGUAUGUGUUUGUUUUGUGUGUGGGUGUGCAAUAUAUGUGAUGGGUGUGAAGGGGGAAGGGGGAGGGGGGUUUAUGUGAGGGAUAGGUAAUUUUUAUUUUUUUAUUUAUGUAUUUAUUUUUUGCUGUGAGUCCUUAUAGACUAUUCACAUUAACCCAGCAAAUAGGCAACACUCAUGACAGGAAAUCAUUUACCAGUGAGAUUCAGCCUUUCCUAGCAUCGACCAAUGUGAGCAGCCUUAGUUGGAUAGGGGGCGUGGCCUUUCUUUUAUUUAUUUAUUUGUUUAUUGUUAUUUUUAUUAUUAUUAUUUUUAUUAUUAUUAUUAUUAUUAUUAUUAUUAUUAUUAUUAUUAUUAUUAUUAUUAUUAUUAUUAUUAUUAUUUAUGUCCUGGCCUAUUGCACCAGUAGACCGUCAUGGUGCAGACAAGUGUUUAUAGUGGCGCCAUCUAUUAUUGUGGUUGUGGAUUAGCCAAUGAUAGAUACUUGGUGGAGAAGGAGGAGGGGCUUAAUUUCUCAGUUAGAGUGAAUAGCACAGGUGGGCACCGUUAAUCAAAAAGUCAACUCUGUUAACUGUAAAUCCAUUAACCAAAAAAUUAACUUUGAUGACCGUUAAUCAGUUAAUUCUUUAAAAAAUGUAAUGGAAGUUAUCGAUAAAUCAUUAACAUUAAUUUUUAUUAUAGAAAAAAACAAAAAAUCAGUUCUUGCUCUAAAACCACCUAAAAAUGCCUUUAAAAAGUGCCAAAACUGUAAAAUCAGACUUUUUGGGUGUUUUUAAGGGCUGUAGAACCCCAAAGCUACAGUUUUUUUGCUUUAGAGUUAAAAAAAGGCUGAUUUCAUAGUUUUGGAUCUUUUUUAAGUUUUUAAAGGCUUUUAGAGCCAGAAAAGGGUAAAAAAAAAUUAAAUGAAACAAUAUUAGUAAUAAACUAAUUUUUUUUUAUUGAUAAAGUGGCCAAAAGAAAAAAAAAUAAUAAAAAACAAGAUAUA